Messenger RNA from Suncus etruscus (white-toothed pygmy shrew), 1254 nucleotides. RefSeq names its product mal, T cell differentiation protein (gene MAL). Gene Ontology annotation, molecular function: structural constituent of myelin sheath. The transcript is spliced from 4 exons. Gene Ontology annotation, cellular component: membrane. The record is from RefSeq and is a predicted model, not a curated record. Lineage: Eukaryota; Metazoa; Chordata; Mammalia; Eulipotyphla; Soricidae. Bases 98 to 559 code for a protein of 153 amino acids. Gene Ontology annotation, biological process: myelination.
CCGCAAGCCGGGCUGCCCGCGCCACUAAGCUCCUCCGAGAAGCGAACUUCGGUGGGCCCCGGCGCUUCUGGACCCCAGGUCGCCGCCAGCACGCGACAUGGCCCCCGCAGCCGCGUCGGGGGGCAGCUCCCUGCCCAGCGGCUUCGCCGUCUUCACCACCUUCCCCGACCUGCUCUUCAUCUUCGAGUUUGUGUUUGGGGGCCUAGUGUGGAUUCUCAUCGCCUCGGCCCUGGUGGCCAUCCCCUUGGUGCAAGGCUGGGUGAUGUUCGUGUCCGUGUUCUGCUUCGUGGCUACCACUGCACUGACAGUCCUGUAUGUAAUUAAUGCCCAUGGUGGAGAGUCAUCCUGGAUCACCCUGGAUGCAGCCUACCACUGCACAGCCUCUCUGUUUUAUCUCAGUGCCUCUGUUCUUGAAGCCUUGGCCACCAUCUUGAUGUAUGAAGGCUACACCUACAAGCAGUACCAUGAGAACAUCUCUGCUGUGGUCUUCUCCUACGUAGCCACACUGAUUUACGUGGUCCACGCGGUGUUCUCACUCAUCAGAUGGAAGUCUUCUUAAAACAGCCUUCAAACCGUCGUGAGAGUCCAUGGCAUUGACUGGCCAGCAUAACUCCUGAGAAUAUAAAAGUGCUACUGCAGGCAGCAAAAGGAAGACAACAAAACAAUAAACCAAACCUACAGUGACACGAACUCCCCGGUCUCCCUUCCGCUCCCAAUUUCUUCAUGUUGGGAUUUGAAUGUUUGCUAUAAUUAACCUCCAACUAUGAAACUGUCCCAGAAUCUUUUGCUGUUUGUGAAGGGGCGGGAGAGGGUUGAGAAUUAUGACUGGAGGCACCUUCAAACAGAGACCUCCCACUGACUCCCAUAUCAGAUACUUUGGAAUUUUCCACCAGACUCUCUCUUGCUCUUUUUUUUUUUUUUUUUUGGUUACACCUGGCAGCACUCAGGGGUUACUCCUGACUAUACACUUAGGAAUCACUCCUGACUGACAUGGGGAACCAUAUGGGAAGCCUGGGGUUGAACCUGGGUCAGUCAUGUGCAAGAUAAAUGCCCUACCCACUGUGCUAUCACACUGGCCUCACCACGGGAUCUUUUGAGACCCAUCCCAUCCCUACCCUCCCACUUCCACUUGGGGUGUGUUUCUCAGUCUUCAUGGAUAUGUUCCAAGUCACGACAGAACAAUUCAUCAAACAAAUCUUGGCAGAUGUCAUGGUGGAAUUUCAAAUGUUUUAUAAAGUGCCUUUAUGUUCAACA